GCUCCAUUGCCUCUCCCCUCCAAACACCCUCUCCUUGCCGGUCCUCGGCCAGCUUCAGAUCAAAAUGUUGGCUAGAUCGAGCCUCCGCUCGGCGCGCACCGUCGGUGCCGCCGCCCGCAACUCUGCCAGCAGAAUCGGCGCUGUACGUCCGGCCAUCCCAUCUGCCUACGCCGCAGCCUGCAUCGCGGGGCCAUCAUCAAUUGCUUGCUGCGAGAGCUGUAGCUGACCCUGCGAUCCCGUAGCGCCCCGCUUCGACCUCUUCCGGUGCCGCCGAGGAAGCCGCCUCUAGGAAGAACACCCUCGCUGGCUCCGCCGCUACCGCCGUCGCCAUCGGUUCCAUCGGCUGGUACUACCAUCUCUACGGUCGCAAUGUGCACGCCAUGACUCCGGCGGAGGAAGGUCUCCACCCCACUCAGUACCCUUGGGAGCAUGCCAAGUGGAACAAGACCUUCGACCACCAGGCUCUCCGCCGUGGCUUCCAGGUCUACCGUGAGGUCUGCGCUUCCUGCCACUCCCUCCAGCGUGUGCCUUACCGGGCUCUUGUCGGUACCCUGAUGACCACCGACGAGGCCAAGGCCCUUGCCGAGGAGAACGAAUACGACACCGAGCCCAACGACCAGGGUGAGAUCGAGAAGCGCCCGGGAAAGCUCUCCGACUACAUGCCCAGCCCCUACAAGAACGACGAGGCUGCUCGCGCCGCCAACAACGGUGCUCUGCCCCCCGAUCUCAGCUUGAUGGUCAAGGCCCGCCACGGUGGCUGCAACUACAUCUUCAGCCUGUUGACCGGCUACCCUGACGAGCCCCCUGCGGGCGCUGUUGUCCAGGAGGGCCUGAACUUCAACCCCUACUUCCCCGGUACCGGUAUUGCCAUGGGUCGUGUUCUGUUCGACGGUCUCGUCGAGUACGAGGACGAAACCCCUGCCACGACCUCGCAGAUGGCCAAGGACGUUGUUGAGUUCCUCAACUGGACCGCCGAGCCCGAGAUGGACGACCGCAAGAAGAUGGGCUGGAAGGUUCUGGCGAUUGGCACCACGCUCUUCGCUCUGAGCAUCUGGGUCAAGAGGUACAAGUGGUCCACCAUCAAGACCAGGCAGCUUGUCUACAACCCGCCGGUUUCGGCUGCGGCCAAGAACCCGUCCAGCGGCCGUCCCCAGGUCCGGAUGAACGAGAGGCAGUAGACGGAUCGAGUAAUUGGGCGGGGAGGAAAGCGAACGGGGUUGGACGAAGCAGGCGUGUGCACGCCGGAUUGUACAGCACCAGAAGACAAAUGAGCGAUUUUUCUUUUGUUUGCGCGCUACCUAGAGGGGCGGGGGAGCCGCUCCAUGUUUUGUUGCCCUGUACUAUGAAAUGAAUUUGGUUACCCGACGUGGUGCGGACGUGCGCAGGGCUGGCGGCACGAGCGAGCGAGGUGGGAUUAAGGCCCCGGGUGGUAGAAUGAAACGGCAC
Molecule: messenger RNA, 1446 nt
Organism: Aplosporella prunicola CBS 121167
Lineage: Eukaryota; Fungi; Ascomycota; Dothideomycetes; Botryosphaeriales; Aplosporellaceae
Exons: 4
Coding region: 381-1178 (265 amino acids)
Biological process (GO): mitochondrial electron transport, ubiquinol to cytochrome c
Molecular function (GO): heme binding; electron transfer activity
Source: RefSeq, a predicted model, not a curated record